AGAAAAGCUGUUCGAUUUAUUAAUUUAAUUUUUGUAGUUUUUUGGAAGUUCAGUUUUUUGGGGGAAUCCUGUUUCCGACCCGCAUAGGAUGUGGCGGGAUGCACAGUCCAUUGUGUGAUCGCCUAUAUACCAGGGAUAGAAGAAGAGGUACUCUUUAAUUUCUUUCUAAAGAAGAAGAAGAAGCAGCAGCUACCGGAAAUGAGUAUUUGCUUGCGAUCAGUUCAAAUUUGAGCAUGGCAAUGAGGGCAUUUCCACGAGUUCGACUGAUUUAAGAUUCAUACAUGCUUAAAACGUUAAUAUGAGCAGGCAACAGAUGGCACACAGACAGCAGAGCUGGGGACAGAUAUGCAGGGACAGACUGGCAGAGACAGGGAGUCUCAGGACAGCGGGACAUACUCAUCCUGCUCCUCUCCUUCGAUGCUGGAAGCAGCACUCGGACUGAUCUUCAUGUGAGCACAGGCGCAGAAGAAAAGCUGGAGAAGACAAGUUUUUCUAUCUCUGGCGAGUUGAUUUGCAGCUAAAAGCGCCAGAAUCGCUUUGGCAGGCCGCAUGCCUGCUGAGUGCUAGUUGCUAAUUGGGGAUUGUGAGAAAUUUGAAGAGUAACCAGCUGGCAAGUCAUCAUUUACCAAACUGACUAUUGCCUUGUUUACCACUUGAAUAGGAGAAAAAAAUGAGUCCAGAGAGGGAAACGUUGUUGGAUGACAUAGCACUGAGUUUAUGGACUUUAACUGAGGAUAAUUUACGUUAUCUAUGUGAGCGGUGUGGAAUAUGUGUCAAAGAUGGGUCUGAAGUCAAAGGAGAGAGUCGACGCUCAUUGCGUCGUAAAAUACUGGAGGAAUAUUGUGAGAAUGCUGAUCUAACAGAAUCCGAGGAGCAGGGAAUGUCUCGCUUACUACAACUGAAAGAAGACAUCACCGGAAUAGAGGAAGAGGCUAGCGUUGUACCCGCGAGUCCCAGCCAAUCAGCGACAGCGGGCAGCUCACAAGCAUGCUGCCAUGGAGAACAGAAUGAAGAGAGUGGGGGUUGGUUUCCCAGCAGGCAGCUGGAGGCAGAGCCAGUUCCACAUUGGCUCAUUAUACCACAGCAGAGAGUGAGGGGGAACGGUGAAGAUGAACCCAACUCGUCUCUUUCUUUCAAGUCUGAGACCAAAUGUACAGAGUCACUGGGUCCUGGUUGUGACGGAGGGCAGCAGGCUCCAGAGACGGCGUCUUGGCAGACUCUAAAGAGGUUAACAGUGCUGCUGGAGGACUGCAGGUUUAUGCCGGGCCAGAGAGUCAACAUCAAAGCAGAAGAGGAGGAGGAGGAGAUUAUUUCUGUCUUGGCUGAUGAUGGAAAGAGCUCCGAGUCCUCAAGACCCCAAGACAAGACAUCUCACAGUUCUCAACGUGAGAAGAGCUCCACAAAACUAUCACGUCUUAAACGGCACCUGCACUCUGGAGAGACGCCGUCCCACUGUUCAGGUAGCAAAGAAAGUGUCUCUACUGUGACGUUGUCAAAGAGACCCGAGACAGUCCAUCCUAAAGAGAAGUGUCAGGGCUGCGGGAGAAGUUUCUCGUCAUCAGGAUGUAUCAGGAAACACAUGCCGUUGUUCCGUUCAGGAGAGAAACCCUUCCACUGCCUAGAGUGUAGUAGAAAGUACACCAGAUCAGAUCAUAUGGUUAUAUGCUCUGGUGUGAGACCUUACCAAUGCCCUGACUGUGAAAAACAAUGUCAGGAAGUAUCACAUGCUUUAGUAAAAAGUUCUGAUCCUAAUCAUGUGUUAGUACAUUCUGGAGAGAAAUUGUAUCAAUACCCUUACUGUGAGAAGACUUUCACCGCAUCAGACCAUACUCAACAGCUGUACACACACACUGGAGAGACACCUUACUGUUGUUCAGAUUGUAAUUCAUAUUUCGUUAAUGCGUUACAAUUUAAGAGACAUAAGCAAGAGCACACUGGAGAGAAGCCUCACGUCUGCUCCAAAUGUGAUAUUUGUUUCUUUAUAGAAGAGGACUUAAAAGCACAUGAAAUGAUUCACACAGAGAAGCUUCACCCCUGUUCGGACUGUGGGCAAACAUUUAUUACAGCGCGGUAUUUAACCAAACACAAGAGGAUACAUUUACGGAUUAAGCCUUUCCGUUGCACCCAAUGUGACAAGGGGUACACCAAUUCAGAUCAGCUAAAAGUUCAUACGAUGACGCAUACUGGGGAGCGGCCUUACCAAUGUGGUCAAUGUAAGAAGAGUUUUAAAACCAAGCCGCAUCUUAAAUACCACCUGUUAAUUCAUGAGGUAGGGAUGUUUCACCACUGCCCUGACUGUGAUCAAAGGUUCUCUGCUGAGGAAACUUUAAAAGAACACAUGCAGUUACACACGGGAGAGAAACCUUUCCACUGUCUGCAAUGUGAGAAGACGUACAGUACUUCAGAUGGAUUAAAAGAACAUAUGAUGACUCAUACUGAUUCUGAUGGGUCACCAAGUACCAGAAAUGUAGAAGAACAAUGUCAGGAAAUGCAUGCUGUCGAACAGAGUUCCAAUAUUAAUCAACACCCGCGUGAACAUUCUGUAGAGAACCCUCAUCAGUGUCCUCACUGUGAGAAGGGUUUCUCAAAACAAUCGUAUCUUAAAGAGCACUUGCUUUUACACGCUUGUGAGAUGCCUUACCAGUGUAAGAAAAGUUAUCCGACUUCCAGAAGAUUAAAAGAUCAUAAGGCAAACUCUCAAAUAGAAAGGCCUUGUAUUUGUUCUGACUGUGGAAAGAGCUUUGCUCAACUACGCAGCCUUACUAGGCACCAGCAAAUACACACUGGGGAAAAGCCUCACCAGUGCCACAUCUGUGAGAAGAGUUUCUACAGAAAAUCUAAUCUUCAACAACACUUGGCAGUACAUGCUGGCAAGAAACCUUACCAGUGCUCUCAUUGUGAGAAGAAUUUCUCAAGACAAUUACAACUUAAGAUACACAUGUACUCACACACUGGAGAGCAAACUUACCAUUGUGCCGAUUGUAAUUCAUAUUUCCUUUAUGCGUUACAAUUUAAGAGACAUAUGCAAGAGCACACUGGAGAGAAGCCUCACCUCUGCGCCGACUGUGGUCUAACCUUCCUUAUCGAAGAGGACUUAAAAGCACACGAAAGGAUUCACAGAGGAGAGAAGCCUCAUCACUGCUCUGACUGUGGGCGAAAUUUCUCCUCGGCGGGAUGCUUAAAGCAACACAAGCUCUUACAUCUGGGACACAAAUCUUUCCAAUGUGAGCGAUGUGAUAAGAAGUUCUCAAGAUCGAUUCAGUUGAAAGUUCAUAUGUCAAGACACACUGGAGAGAAACCAUAUCAAUGUUCUGACUGUGAUAAAAGUUAUUGUCUUUCCAACCUCUUACAAAAACAUCGUAGUAUAACACACAGGGGAGAAAAACCUUACCUUUGCUCUGACUGUGGAAAGUGUUUUGGUUACCGACACCAACUCGUAGUCCACCAGCGAAUGCACACCGGGGAAAAGCCUUUUGUCUGCUCUGAGUGUGGAAAACAGUAUUCCAAUACAUGUGGCUUGAAGAUACAUCAGCGAACACAUACUGGCGAGAAACCGUACCAAUGUCCUGACUGUGAUCAAUGUUUCAUCCGGGUAGAUUCCCUUAAACACCAUCAAUCAUCAACGCAUACCGGGAAGUGGCCUUUCAACUGCAUUAUUUGUGGGAAAGGUUUUUCGUCUAGCUGUGAGCUGAAAGGCCACAUGCGCAGUCAUAGUGGUGAUAAACCUUAUCAAUGCCCUGUCUGUGAGAAGCGUUUCACGCUCGCGGGAACCUGUCGAAAACACCAGAAAACUCACACGGUGAGAGAGAAACCUCAUGCCUGUUCUGAAUGCGAAAAGAGUUUUGUAAAUGUACAAAGACUAAAGGUACACAAGAGAGUACAUACUGGUGAGAAGCCAUACCACUGCUCUGACUGUGGGAAGAACUUCACUCAAUUGACAAGCUUAAAUAGGCACAAGGUCAAACAACACAAAAGGAUAUAGAAAAAAAGCAGACUGCCUCCUGAGUGGCGCAGUGGUCUAAGGUACCGCAGUGCUAGCUGUGCCACUAGAGAUUCUGGGUUUGAGUCCAGGCUCUGUCGCAGCCGGCCGCGACCGUGAGACCCAUGUGGUGGCGCACAAUUGGCCCAGUGUCGUCCGGGUUAAGGGAGGGUUUGGCCGGCAGGGAUAUCCUUGUACCAUCGUGCCCUAGCGACUCCUGUGACGGGCCGGGCGCAGUGCAUGCUGACACGGUUGCCUGGUGUACUGUGUUUCCUCCGAUACAUUGGUGAGGCUGACUUCUGGGUUGUGGGCAUUGUGUCAAGAAGCAGUGUGGUUGGGUUGGGUUUCGGAGGACGCACGUCGCCUCUCCUGAGUCUGUACGGGAGUUGCAGCGAUGAGACAAGACUGUAGCUACCAAUUGGAUACUAUGAAAAGGGGGGGAGACUGAACAUGGCCAAGGAAAAUAUCACUGUACUGCUACCAUCCUGUUCCUUCAAAGUAUUCCCACUCCUUGACUUAUUCCACAUUUUGUGUUAAAGCCUGAGUUUUUACAGCCUGAAUUUAAAAUGGAUUAAAUUGAGACUUUGACACUGGUUCCUAACUCAGUUGCCGGAGAGGAAGAGAACCGCUCUGGGAUUUCACCAUGAGGCCAACGAUGACUUUUAAACAGUUACAUAGUUUAGUGGCUCUAAUAGCAGAAAACUGAGGAUACUAACUUAAAUGGCAGUGAAAAGAAUGUAGCCUGUACAGAAUAAAAAAUAUUCCAAAACAUGCAUCCUGUUUGCAACAAUGCACUAUAGAAAUACUUCCAAAAAUGUGGCAAAGCAAUUAACUUUGUCAUGUUUGUCAAUACGACACAUUACUGAGUACCACUCUGGAAGCAUAGUGGUGGCUGUAUAAUGUUAUGGGUAUGCUUGUAAUUGUUAAGGACUGGGUAGUUUUUCAGGAUAAAAAAGAAACGGAAUAGAGCUAAGCACAGGCAAAAUCCUAGAGAGAACCUGGUUCAGUCUGCUUUCCACCAGACACUGGGAGACAAAUUGACCUUUCAGCAGGAAUGUUCCUGAGUGGCCGUGUUAGUUUUGACUUAAAUCUAUGACAAGACCUGAAAAAUGGUUGUCAUGCAAUGCUCAACAACCAAUUUGACAGAGCUUGAAGAAUUUUGAAAAGGAUAACGGGCAAAUGUUGAACAAUCCAGGGGUGGACUUACACAGAAAGACUCACUGUAAUUGCUGCCAAAUGUAUUUUUUUAUUUUGUUUUUUUUUCAGUAAAUUUGCUUGCAUUUCUAAAGCCAUGUUUUCACCUUGACAUUUAUGGGGCAUUGUGUGUAGAUGGGUGGAAAAUAUAUUCAAUCCAUUUUAAAAAUGUAGGCUUUACCAAAAUGUGGAAUAAGUCAUGGGGUAUGAAUACUUUCUGAAGGUACUCGAUAUGGACUACUUCUGUGUUUUUACAGUACCUUUUGACUACCUAACCUGCACAUGUAUAUCAACCAUGUUGUUUUGUAUGCUGUUGCUCCACGGUUGACGAGGCUUUUAUCUGAACUACAGGAAACUUUAUUGACCUGAAAUUAGUAUUGAAUGUAGGUGAAACUAAGUAUACUGUAUGUUCUUCUAUAGAGUGCAUGCAAAUUAAUUGAUGAUUUAAAUCAUAUGUACUUUGGAUGGUGCCCAUAUUGAUCGUGUCUCUGUUUACAAAUAUUGGGGCAUCUGGAUAGAUGAAAAUCUGUCUUUCAAUAUAAAGCAUAUUGACGAGUUGAAGAGCUGAGAAUAUAUUUUUUAUAAGUAGGUCAUGCCUCUCACUAAAUAGGAGAAAGCAGAUCGUUCGGUCGACGGUCCGACUAUGGCGACAUCCUCUAUAUGAACGCAGCUGCCACUUCAUUAAAGCCGUGAGAUGCAGUUUAUCAAAAGCACAUUGCUUUAUUACGGGCGACAGGUUUUAGUGCUCAUCACUGCGUUCUCUACCAAGACGGUUGGUUGGUCCUCUUUGAUGUCACGUAGGUUGAUAAAUUGCUAUGUUUUCAUUUUGUAAAGUUCAAUUUUUACAAAAAGUCCCACUGUACCAAACACAAUUACUAACCUUAAGACCUACAGAGUUACUAAACCCAGUCUCAGGGAUGGUUAACUCUGGGCAUUCCUUUGGUCUCUACAGCUUUCUGAUUUCUAUAUAUUUUUAUUUAUUUUGCACGGUAUUUGUGGAACAAUCUUCAAGUUGUUUUGAUGCCUCUAGGAUCUUUAGGGCCUUUUUAUUACUGAUGAAUGUGUGAUUUCUUUUAUGACCAUGUUUUUCUUCCUGCUUGCAUUCUGUUUUGUGUUUUCCUGUGUUAUUAUCUGUAAUUCACGGCUCAUCUGUAAAAGACACCUUGGUCUCAGUAUGACUCCCUGAUUUUAAUAGAAAGUGUAGUUAAGGUGAGUUAGUCAUCACAGUGAAGACACUAGUCUGCAUAAAUAGGAGAAUGUCAUGAUUUAACUGCAUGGUGUAACAACGAUUAGCUCCAUGACGUAAUGAUAAGUUACAGGAUUUCACCUACAGCUCGAAUGUAUUCAGUUUAACCCCUUCAGAACGCAGUCUUAACUUUCUUUUCUUUUCUCAACUGAUCACAACGAUGAUUUGACUAAGCUAAGGCCAAGCUAAAUUAUUUUCCACCUGCCAAUUAAAAUGUAGAGCUUAAUUGUAACAAGGUUGUUUUAGUAGAAUUAUUUGCCCCAUUGUUCUAUUUUCAACUUUUUAAAAUAAAUGUAUUUUAUCAUUUUGAA
Molecule: messenger RNA, 6730 nt
Organism: Salvelinus fontinalis (brook trout)
Lineage: Eukaryota; Metazoa; Chordata; Actinopteri; Salmoniformes; Salmonidae
Product: zinc finger protein 585A-like
Exons: 5
Coding region: 671-3982 (1103 amino acids)
Biological process (GO): regulation of DNA-templated transcription
Molecular function (GO): DNA-binding transcription factor activity, RNA polymerase II-specific; RNA polymerase II cis-regulatory region sequence-specific DNA binding
Source: RefSeq, a predicted model, not a curated record